Zasmidium cellare ATCC 36951 is the source of this 360-nucleotide messenger RNA. RefSeq lists its product as uncharacterized. The record is from RefSeq and is a predicted model, not a curated record. The transcript has a single exon. NCBI's taxonomy places the organism in Eukaryota, Fungi, Ascomycota, Dothideomycetes, Mycosphaerellales, Mycosphaerellaceae. The coding region runs from base 1 to 360 and encodes 119 amino acids.
AUGGUCCUCAGCGCAAAUCGCAGGCCGAACAGCACCAGCUCCGUCACAUUCAACUUCACCACGGCCAGCAACCCAAACGGCCGGCAACCUUUCACCCAAGAAUGGACGUGGCUUGUGAACAUCACUGACGUUUCGACUUCAGACUUCGAAAAUCCGACCGACAUUACCGGAGGCGGAAACCUAGAGAACGCAACCGAUCCACACUUCACCAACGCGGUGUACGAUUUUCAGUGGCCAGGAGGUGAAGACUUGAAUACAUACUUGGCCACAGCAAUGGACAAUGCCACAGGUGUCGGAGGCCAGCUGUGUUAUGCGACGUUGGACCUGAAGGGCUUGCCGAUGAAUGUCUCGAGCAGAUAG